AUGCCUCCUAGGAUUCCCCAAAGCAUAUUUUGGGAGCACACUCGUGAACCCUACAGGACAUUCCCGCACCACAGCGGCCCUGAGCACGAACGUCUCCUGAAGGAAGAACUCCUUGACUAUCCCCCUUAUAGGAAUUGGAAAAGUUCGUGCUCUGCCUCUGUAACUUAACUCUUUUUAGUUCGGCACGGUUUCCAAGACGCAAUUAUGGUUCGUGACUAUAAAAGACGCAUGGUUGCCGCUCAUUUUGCGCCACUACGUGUCCGCCUAAAUGCCAUUCGAAAGAAUACUAUUCUUCCUAAAGAUGUUCGCGUACGUUUCAGGUUUUGUUAUUACCCGCUCAUAAAUUUGACAUUUUAAAAUGUAGACAUUUUUCAUUUAUUAUAUUUACACAGUGGCUCUUAGUUAAUGUGGCGACCGAUUAGGUGUACCAACCGCCCAUUCAGAUUACACGUUAAGCUGUUAAAGACUGCAUUACGGGUGACAUAAUUCGCUUGGUAAGGCUGCCACUCAGUCACUUUGGCGGACGAGUAUUCCAAGGCGGGGAUGCCAAUGCUCGACGGAAUAGCCUGGGCAGCUAAAGCAGGAAUGUGUUGCAAACAGCGGUAAAUUGGCGCUUUUUAAUCAUUUUCUGUUAGCUAACGGUUGUCGGCGCGGUUUUUUAUCCACUUUGCUCAUUUACACACGAGUAUGUCAAACACCGCAGACUGGCGAAGACGGCCAUGUUCAAGUCCAUAGUCUGACGCGUGACGAGAUAGAUCUAAGGGCACCAAGUAACAGCAAAACCAGGGAAAACUCAGGCUUUUUAGCAGCUCCUAGUCAAUGAAUAUUCAUAAUGACUUCAGAUAAUUUGGCCAGUUGAUUAAUCGGUCAAAAACGAUACAGCCCAACGUGAACUAACUAUCCGGAGACCAUGGCAUUCGUGCUCGACAGAAUUUUCUAGAUCGCUUCGACCUCGUCUCGGCAGUUACUUACCUGUCCAACCAUCUUAUAAAGUGUUUACUAUUUGAUUUAGUAGAACUUGUAUGUCUGUGACGGGGUUCCAUUGGCUUCACCGUCCUAAACUCAACUGAUUCUUCAGGGUAAAGAAAAAUCAACCGAUCCGAACUAAGUGGUCGGGCCUAUACGCGAGUAACUGCCUUUUAUUCCAUACUGUCGGCUUCUUUCUGUUCUAGGACACAGCAUCUGUACAAAUCCACUCGCUGCCGCGCGACAGCUGUUUCACGCGCAUAAUGACGCGUUGCGUCGUUACAUCCCGAAGGCGAGGAUGCAAGACUCGCUGGCGCGUAAGUCGAAUCAUCUUCCGCAACUAUGCUGACUAUAACCGAAUGUCGGGGGCCAUAUGGGCCGUGUGGUCGCACCACACACAGUGCACACGUCGGCACAUGGCUUGGCCACCACCGGCCGACAUAUCUACGACAGGCUACAUUGAGAAAUACCACAAAAACCUCAGCGACUAGCGCAAGCACUCCCCCUUUUGAGUACCUUCCCUUUGUAAAUAGACUUGGAUGCGUCCUAAAAGUAAUUAUAUAUUCAAUGCUCUCUUUUCUUCCGAGUCGUUUUCUGAUGAGUAUUCGUACGCAUUAAUUGUUGAGUAACCAUCCGUCUCGGGUAUCUCUUCAUCCCUUUGUGAUAAUCCGACUCUUUAAAUCAAUUGGGCAUAUUUAGUUAUCCGCGUU
Molecule: messenger RNA, 1676 nt
Organism: Spirometra erinaceieuropaei
Lineage: Eukaryota; Metazoa; Platyhelminthes; Cestoda; Diphyllobothriidea; Diphyllobothriidae
Source: the annotation of a GenBank genome assembly